Macrosiphum euphorbiae (potato aphid) is the source of this 1683-nucleotide messenger RNA. NCBI's taxonomy places the organism in Eukaryota, Metazoa, Arthropoda, Insecta, Hemiptera, Aphididae. The record is from the annotation of a GenBank genome assembly.
AUGGUGACAUACUACAAUUUAACAAAUUUCGAUAACAAGUAUGUGCUAAUAAAUAAUUAUGUGAGUUCUAUUGUUAAUAUUUGCGAGACUAUUGGAUAUAGGAGUAAGGAUGUUAACUCAACGUGUAUAGAGUUUAAGGCUAUUAAUAAUCAGGUAUUAGAAAAAAUUAGAAAAGAUAAAAAUACGCUGGAACAAUAUUUAGCAACAGAUGGGAAUUCGAGAAGAAAAAGAAAUUCGUACUUUGGGGUAGUAGGGAAAAUUCAAAAAACUUUGUUCGGGGUGUUAACAGAAGAGGAGGGGGAAGAGUUUGCAAGUAAAAUUAAAGAGUUGGAGGACAAACAAUUACGAAUAAUGAUAAUAGAAAAGGAGCAGGCGAUAGUGUUUAAAAACACAAUCAAUAGCGUGUCACAAACUUUAGCGGACUUCCAAAAUUUUAGAAACACUGUUGGGGAAAAAAUUAAUAAUAUUUCGGUUGAAUUACAAAAGCAGAGCACUGAGCUUAGAACAUUUCAGAUAGAGGAGGUAAUUUUGAAAUACGCUGCGACUAUUAAUACCAUAGUUACACAACUUUCGAUCGAGACAGACAUUUUGUUAAACGCCAUAAUUAGUGCACACAAGGGGGUCAUUAGCUCACAUUUAAUCCAUCCAUCAGUACUUUUGGAACAACUUACUAGCAUAAAAAAUGUACAACCGUCGAAUGUAGAUUUGCCGUUAGAUAUAAAUAUCAAUAAUUUCUUUGAGUUUAUAAAAAUUAGCCAGGUAAACAUCAUUUGUCACAAGAAUGUGUUAAUCUAUACAUUAGGAAUUCCGUUGGUAGAGAAGUUGGUCUUCAGGUUGUAUAGAAUAAUUAAUUUACCAGUACAAGUUGAGGGGAACAAUUUUGUUUUUCUGCAGAACACAGCAGAUUAUAUAGUUAUCGAUAGUAACAAACAGUAUUAUGCAUUCCUGUCACAGGAUCAAUUAAACCAGUGUAAGGGAGGGAAACAUGGGUAUCUGUGUGAGUUGACAAUACCGAUAUUGACCAAUACUAACGAUUGUGAAUUUUUGAUGUUUACGCAGAGUGAGGUUCCAAAAACGUGUCAAGUAAAAGUGGUAAGGAUAUUUAGGGAAAUCUGGCACAAAUUAAGUCAAACUAACACAUGGUUGUAUGCAACACGUGAGCCAAAAAAAUUAGUUAUUAAUUGUCAAGAGAAAAUUUCAGAGAUAGUAAUCGAGAAGACAGGGUUACUUAAAUUAGAUCCACAAUGUAAGAUUCAUACAAAAAACGCAGUUAUUUUUGCUACCCAGUGUAAAAACAAAAAUGUAACUACCGAUUUUAUACCAACAUUUAAUUUACCGUACCAAAUUCAAUUAAAUUUAAGAGACAAUGUGAAGAUGUGGAAUUACAGUAUUAUCAACGAAAAAGUACCCCAAUAUUUUUCAGAUUUAAAGGAUAGUGCCAAAGCUAUCGAAACGAUAGACCAGGAAAUUACAGAAAACUUAAAAACGAAUUCACAAAAACAAACCAAUUUGACCCACUCUUUUAGUAUUGGGAGCAUAGGAAUUAUAAUCAUAAUCACAAUAGUAUGGAAACUAUGUCGGGGGUGGGGAAAAGGUAGUAAAGCUAAUAAAAAAAAAGAAAUUUCGGUAACCUAUCAGAUUCACUCGCCGGAAAAUCCCAUACUGAACAAUACGAAGAAAUAA